ACAGUCAAACAGGAAGAUCUGCAGGAACAAACAGACCUGAUGGUGCUGAAAGAAGAGACCCAUCAAUGGAGUGAAAUGGAAGAGAAACAGCAAGACAUACCGACUAAUGAAAAACCCACACUGACUUCACACGGAAGACCUCGGAAAUCCAAUUCUAGAUGUAAUUUCAGCUGUAAACAGUGUGGAAAGAGUUUCAGUCAAAAGCCAAACCUUGAUGUUCACAUGAGAGUUCACACUAGAGAGAAACCUUAUACCUGCGAACAGUGUGGAAAGAGUUUUGGUAAAAAACAAAGCUUUAAAACCCACACGAGAAUUCACACUGGAGAGAGGCCGUACACAUGCCAACAGUGUGGACAAACCUUUUAUCAUGUAGGAAACUUUGCAGCGCACAUGAGAAUUCAUACUGGGGAGAAGCCUUACUCUUGCUCUCAGUGUGGAAAGAGUUUUAAGCAAAAUGGCACCCUUACAGUCCACAUGAGAACUCACACUGGAGAGAGGCCGUACACAUGCCAACAGUGUGGAAAAAGCUUCUAUACUUCAGAAAAUUUUACACAGCACAUGAGAAUUCACACUGGAGAAAGGCCGUACACAUGCCAACAGUGUGGAAAAAGCUUCUAUAAUACAGGAAACUUGGCAGCGCACAUGAGAAUUCACACUGGGGAGAAGCCUUACUCUUGUCUUCAGUGUGGAAAGAGUUAUAAGCAUAAUAGCAACCUUAAAGCUCACACGAGAACACACACUGGAGAGAGAAUUUGUACUUGCACACAGUGUGGGAAAUGUUUCUCUCGAAAACAAAGCCUUCACAUCCACAUGAGGAUUCACACUGGAGAGAAACCUUACAGAUGCACAGAGUGUGGUAAAGGUUUUCCAUAUAAAAGCACACUCAAUCACCACAUGAGAACUCACACCGGAGAGAAGCCAUUUGCAUGUGUUCAGUGUGGAAAGACUCUCACACGCUCCGAUUCCAUUAAGCAACACAUGAAGACUCACUCAGGAGAGGAUCAUUUUACAUGCAGUGAGUGUGGAAAGGGCUUUAAACAUAAAAGAAGCCUCAGCACUCACAUGAAGCUUCACAAUGGAGAGCAGAGCCCUCUAAAUUGAGGCCUUGUCUAGCGGAGCUUAGGUCUCUCUCGGGACAGCAUGCCAAACAAGUGUUUCGUUCAUUUUGUUCAA
Danio rerio (zebrafish) is the source of this 1173-nucleotide messenger RNA. Lineage: Eukaryota; Metazoa; Chordata; Actinopteri; Cypriniformes; Danionidae. The record is from RefSeq and is a predicted model, not a curated record.